GAAAGCGGAAGUUACGCUGUGGUCGGAACUUUUUGGCUUUCUCCGGCUGCCUCCAUCAUGGUGCGGAAGCUGAAGUUCCAUGAGCAGAAGCUGCUGAAGCAGGUGGACUUCCUGAACUGGGAGGUGACCGACCACAACCUGCACGAGCUCCGCGUGCUGCGGCGAUACGGGCUUCAGCGACGCGAGGAGUACACGCGCUACAACCAGCUGAGCCGCGCGGUGCGCGAGGUUGCCCGCCGCCUGCGCGACCUGCCGGAACCGGACCCGUUUCGCGUGCGCGCCUCGGCCGCGCUGCUGGACAAACUGUAUGCACUCGGCCUGGUGCCUACGCGGGGCUCGCUGGAGCUCUGCGACUUUGUCACAGCCUCGUCCUUCUGCCGCCGCCGCCUGCCUACUUUGCUCCUCAAACUUCGCAUGGCGCAGCACCUCCAGGCCGCCGUGGCCUUCGUGGAACAGGGCCACGUCCGCGUGGGCCCAGACUUGGUUACGGAUCCCGCCUUUCUUGUCACGCGCAGCAUGGAGGACUUUAUCACUUGGGUCGACUCAUCCAAGAUCAAACGGCACGUACUGGAGUACAACGAGGAGCGCGACGACUUUGAUCUGGAUGCCUAACGGGUGUGCUCGCCACGGCCAUCUUUUACGGAGGGGGAGACUGAGCUGAUGGCUGAAGAUACUGAGUGCUGACCCCGAGAACCUGUCGGCCAUUCCUGGAUUCCUAAGAACUUGGCUGCUCAACUAGGGGUCACAGAGCUGGGGAUGAAGAGUGGAUAAUUAAAUAACUGGAGAUAGUGGGAAGAAAUUUUGUACUGCACUGGGUAGGGAUUGUUAGCUUCUUGCGCCUUAAACCUUGUGGUGUAGAAGCAAGAACACUGCGGCUUCCCUCUGACCUUGAAGUAGGACUGUAAGUUUGAGAAUGUGGGCCCAAUUUUUCAUAAAGUGGGUGAGACUUGAAUGCUCAGGGUCCACGCCCUCAUUUAAAGAAAUCCUUUCUUAAUACCAAUAAAUGGCCCGACUGCCUUGUAAGCAAA
Nannospalax galili (Upper Galilee mountains blind mole rat) is the source of this 1028-nucleotide messenger RNA. RefSeq names its product IMP U3 small nucleolar ribonucleoprotein 3 (gene Imp3). The record is from RefSeq and is a predicted model, not a curated record. The coding region runs from base 58 to 612 and encodes 184 amino acids. Gene Ontology annotation, cellular component: Mpp10 complex; small-subunit processome; small ribosomal subunit. Gene Ontology annotation, molecular function: structural constituent of ribosome; snoRNA binding; rRNA binding. Lineage: Eukaryota; Metazoa; Chordata; Mammalia; Rodentia; Spalacidae. Gene Ontology annotation, biological process: rRNA processing. The transcript has a single exon.